Molecule: messenger RNA, 1497 nt
Organism: Fusarium odoratissimum NRRL 54006
Lineage: Eukaryota; Fungi; Ascomycota; Sordariomycetes; Hypocreales; Nectriaceae
Product: succinate-semialdehyde dehydrogenase
Exons: 2
Coding region: 1-1497 (498 amino acids)
Molecular function (GO): succinate-semialdehyde dehydrogenase (NAD+) activity
Source: RefSeq, a predicted model, not a curated record
AUGACGCAGCGACCGUUCAAUCUAUUCAACCAGGAUCUUCUCCAUGAAGCAUCAUACGUCCACGGUGAAUGGGUUCAAGCAGCGUCUGGCAAAACCUUUGUCAUCGCUGAUCCCGGCAGCGGCAUUGUUUGGGCUACUUGUCCUGAUAAUGCUGCUGAAGAUGUCAACAACGCAGUCCAAUCUUCUUACAGGGGAUUUCUUGAGUACAGAGGGUUCACUGCACGUAAAAGAGCCCAGCUGCUACUAGAAUGGCACCGCUUGAUUGCCGACGCUAAAGAAGACCUUGCAAAGCUUCUUACCUACGAAACUGGAAAGCCUCUUGCUGAAGCACGUGGAGAAAUCGACUAUUCUCUAGGGUUCGCUUGGUGGUUUGCUGGCGAAGCUGAACGAAUCCAAGGCACAAUUGGGGCGUCCAGCAAUGCAGAAAGAAGAGUGCUUACGAUCAAGCAACCCAUUGGUGUGACUGUUGCUCUAGUCCCAUGGAACUUCCCUAUUGCCAUGAUUAUGAGAAAGGCCAGCGCAGCCUUUGCUGCCGGCUGCUCUAUGAUUGUCAAACCGUCACCCGAAACGCCUCUGUCUUGCUUGGCCCUAGCGGAUCUAGCCACCAGAGCUGGAUUCCCAGCAGGCACAUUCAACGUCCUAACGACCUCUUUGGAAAAUACCCCUGGUCUUUCCGAGGCUUUAUGUACUCAUCCUUUAGUCGCCAAGGUAACCUUCACCGGCAGCACUAGGGUGGGCAAGAUUGUUGCUGGUCUUUGUGCUCAGGGCCUUAAAAAGUGCACACUGGAGCUUGGUGGAAACUGUCCUGUUAUUGUCUUUGAUGAUGCUGACAUUGACCAAGCCAUCGACCAGAUCAUGACAUUGAAGUGGAGGAAUGCGGGCCAAGCAUGUAUUACGGCAAACCGAGUAUAUGUUCAAGCCGGCGUCUACGAGAAAUUUGCCGCUGCCUUCUCUGGGAAGACCAGCAAGUUCAAAACAGGUCACGGCGCUGAUCCCGCCAAUAACUUCGGAGCCGUCACUACGCUUGUCGGUCUUCAAAAGGCUGAAGCACAGGUCAAGAAUGCUCUUGAAAACGGAGCUAAGCUCAGAACUGGAUCAGGAAAACCACUUGUGUUAUCUUCCUCGGGAGAGAGCAGCCAGUUCAUGGAGCCAGUUGUUCUUACUGGAAUGACACAGGACAUGCAGAUGGCCAAAGAAGAGACAUUUGGUCCAGUUUGUGGCCUUUUCAAGUUCGAAACAGAAGAACAGGUUGUCAAGUGGGCCAAUGACACCAGCCUUGGUCUUGCAAGCUAUGUGUUUACCAAAAGCUCGGACCGUUUGUGGAGGUUGUUUGAGGAUCUAGAGGCAGGCAUGAUCGGCUUAAAUACAGGAAAUGGCUCUGCCGCGGAGAGUCCCUUUGGAGGUAUCAAGCAGUCCGGUUACGGAAAGGAAAGUGGCAAAGAUGUUGCUGUAGCAGAAUAUCUUGUCGAGAAAACUGGGACUUUGACAGUCAUGUGA